UAGUCCAUGCAGGCCAUGGCCGGGAACUCGGGCCGGGCCGGGCCGAACGUCCACCGCAUCUUCCCCGAGUCCCCCCGGUUCUCCCCGUCUCCGCUCCCCCACUGCUGCCACCACCGCUCCGGUCACCUCCCCCAUCGCCGGCUUCCCCUUCGCGCACGGUGCCACUCCCCGAGCCCCGCCCCGCCCGCCGCGGCCAUGCUCCUCUCCGGGCCGUCGCCGCAGCAGCCCACCCCGCCGCUGCUCCUCCCGGAGAGCAGCGGCGAGGACGGCGGCCACGACUCCUCCUCCCGCGCGGCGGCGUCGGGCGGCGGCGGCGGCCCCAAGAAGCGCGCGGAGACGUGGGUCCAGGACGAGACCCUCUGCCUCAUCGCGCUGCGCCGGGAGAUGGACUCCCACUUCAACACCUCCAAGUCCAACAAGCACCUCUGGGAGGCCAUCUCGGCCAGGAUGCGGGAGCAAGGGUUCGACCGCUCCCCGACCAUGUGCACCGACAAGUGGAGGAACCUCCUCAAGGAGUUCAAGAAGGCGCGCAGCCACGCGCGGGGCGGGGGCGGUGGUGGCGUGGGCGGCGGCGGUGCGGGCACCGGCGGCGGGAAUUGCCCCGCCAAGAUGGCGUGCUACAAGGAGAUCGACGACCUGCUCAAGCGCCGCGGGAAGCCGACGGGCGGUGGCGGCGCCGCCGUGGGGAGUGGCGCCGUCAAGAGCCCCACGGUCACCUCCAAGAUCGACUCCUACCUGCAGUUCGACAAGGGUUUUGAAGAUGCUAGCAUUCCGUUCGGCCCUGUUGAAGCAAGUGGUAGAUCAUUGCUAAGUGUCGAAGAUCGACUAGAACCUGAUAGUCAUCCACUUGCAUUAACAGCUGAUGCAGUUGCAACCAAUGGUGUAAAUCCAUGGAACUGGAGAGACACCUCUACCAAUGGUGGAGAUAAUCAGGUUACUUUUGGUGGGAGAGUCAUUUUAGUCAAGUGGGGUGAUUACACUAAAAGAAUAGGCAUUGAUGGUACUGCAGACGCAAUUAAAGAAGCCAUCAAAUCGGCAUUUGGUCUAAGAACAAGACGGGCCUUUUGGCUUGAAGAUGAGGAUGAGGUUGUCCGUUCCUUAGACAGGGAUAUGCCGGUUGGAACAUACACCCUUCAUCUCGAUACCGGAAUGACCAUCAAACUAUAUAUGUUCGAAAAUGAUGAGGUCCGGACAGAAGACAAGACAUUCUACACUGAAGAGGACUUCCGAGACUUUCUCUCGCGGCGUGGUUGGACACUCCUCAGGGAGUAUUCAGGCUACAGAAUCGCCGAUACUCUGGAUGACCUUCGUCCUGGUGUGAUUUAUGAAGGGAUGCGAUCACUUGGUGAUUGAUUUGGUGACAUUGCCUGACCAAGGCAUAUAAUAUAUCCAAAGUAGAUAUGGAGCAUACUCCUACCUUUUAAUGCAAUUUGAAGCCAAGCAAAUCAUGGGUUCCUGGUUAUUGUAAAUUUAGCUUUUGGCAUCUUGACCUAAGCUAAUUUUAAAUGUCCAUGCAGCCGAAGGGGAAAAGUUAUACUGGAUAUACAUUGGUUACCCGAAGUAAAUAGCCUUGGAAGUUGGAACUUGAAAGUUGGAAAUAUGAUCAUUCAAGCUCUCUGAAGAUCCAAGGUGCUUUGGCUGAGUACAAAGAUUACAGCCUAAAUGAGGACCUGUUAGUUGCUGCCAACAGGUCCUGGGGUUCCUCUGGUUUAUAUGUAAAUGUAAAUGUAGCUCUGUAGCAUCUUGGUGUUAGUUAGUUUCCAAUGUGUUUGUUACCCAUGCUGAUACUGGGUUUUACAUUUGUCACAAAUAGUCUUGGAAGCUGGAAACAAAUACAUUCAUCAGAAGUGUAAUUUGUCCGGACAACGAAGGUUGUCUGGCAAAAUGUAAGAUUUCUGAUGGAUUGUUGCAAACAGCCUUGGAAGUUCCGAAGCUGGAAUAAAUUCAUUCAGCAGAAGUGCAUUUUGUCUUGA
This is a messenger RNA of Oryza sativa Japonica Group (Japanese rice), 1973 nucleotides long. RefSeq names its product trihelix transcription factor GT-4. Lineage: Eukaryota; Viridiplantae; Streptophyta; Magnoliopsida; Poales; Poaceae. The record is from RefSeq and is a predicted model, not a curated record.